AUGGGAGACGUUGCAGGCGCCGCCCCCGCCGGAACCAAGGCCACAAAGCUUCCGAUUCCAGGAAAGAGGAACAUUCUCAUCACCAGCGCUCUUCCUUACGUCAAUAACGUUCCUCACCUCGGCAACAUCAUUGGCUGUGUGUUGAGUGCUGAUGUUUUUGCUCGAUACUGUCGUCUUAGAGGUUAUAACGCUAUUUACAUAUGCGGAACCGAUGAGUAUGGAACGGCGACGGAGACAAAAGCAAUGGAAGAGAAAUGCUCUCCUAAAGAGAUUUGUGACAAGUAUCACGCCAUUCACAAAGAAGUUUAUGAUUGGUUUGGUAUUAGUUUUGAUGAAUUUGGGCGCACAUCAUCUCCACAGCAGACUGAAGUUUGUCAAGCAAUAUUUGGCAAACUAUUGGAGAACAAUUGGCUUUCUGAAAACACGAUGCAACAGCUGUACUGUGAUACUUGUGAGAGAUUUUUAGCCGAUCGGCUCGUUGAAGGCUCAUGUCCUACUCCAGGUUGUGAGUAUGACUCUGCACGUGGUGAUCAGUGUGAGAAGUGCGGGAAACUUCUAAAUCCAACUGAAUUGAAAGACCCUAGGUGCAAGGUCUGUCAAACAACCCCACGUAUUCGUGACACCAACCACAUGUUUCUUGAACUUCCUUUGCUGAGAGAGAAACUGGAAGAAUAUAUCAACAAGACGUGUGUGGCUGGAUCUUGGAGCCAAAAUGCUAUUCAAGCAACACAUGCUUGGCUUAAGGAAGGGUUGAAACCCCGGUGUAUUACAAGAGAUCUAAAGUGGGGGGUUCCCGUUCCACUUGAAAGGUUCAAGGACAAGGUCUUCUAUGUCUGGUUUGAUGCACCUAUAGGAUACGUCUCCAUUACAUCAUGCUACACAAAUGAAUGGGAGAAAUGGUGGAAGAAUCCAGAAAAUGUGGAGCUUUUUCAAUUUAUGGGAAAGGAUAAUGUGCCUUUCCACACGGUUAUGUUUCCAUCUACUCUUCUUGGAACUGGAGAAGACUGGACCUUGAUGAAAACCAUUAGUGUUACUGAAUAUUUAAACUAUGAAGCAGGAAAAUUUUCUAAAAGUAAGGGCAUAGGAGUUUUUGGUAAUGAUGCAAAAGAUACAAAUAUUCCUGUAGAAGUAUGGAGAUAUUACUUAUUAGCCAAUAGGCCUGAGGUUUCAGAUACAUUAUUUACGUGGGCUGAUUUACAAGCAAAACUUAAUGGCGAGUUACUGAACAAUUUGGGCAACUUCAUUCAUCGAGUUUUGAGCUUCAUUGCCAAACCUUUAGGGCAGGGUUAUGGUUCCAUUAUUCCUGAUGCUCCUGACGUGGUGUCUCAUGAACUAACAUUGGGUUUGGCUGAAAAAGUGGGUAAAUACGUAGACCAAUAUAUGGAAUCAAUGGAGAAGGUUAAACUAAAACAAGGUCUGAAAGCUGCAAUGGCUAUUUCAAGUGAGGGAAAUAUAUAUUUGCAAACAGCACAGUUCUGGAAUCUUUACAAAGCGGACAAACCUUCCUGCAAUAUUGUUAUGAGAACUUCAGCUGGUCUAGUACAUCUUCUAGCAUGUUUAUUAGAACCUUUCAUUCCUUCUUUCUCAUUGGAGGUGUUUAGGCAACUGGAUUUACCUCCGGGACGACAUAUUUCACUUUGUGAAGAAAAAGGAGACAUUGAGAAAGCAAAACAACCUUGGAAGAUUCUACCUUCUGGUCAUAAGAUUGGCACACCAGAGCCACUAUUCAAAGAAUUGAAAGACGAAGAAGUAGAACUAUACAGAGACAAGUUUGCUGGAAGUCAGGCUCAACGUAUUGUGAGAGCAGAAGCUGAAGCAGAAAAGAUUGCUGCUCAGCUAAAAAAAACUAACGUCUCAGGCAGUGGAAAAAAGCAACAGGCAAAAUCCACAGGCAGCAAACCGAAAGCUGCUGUGGAAACAGAAAUUACGAUUACGAGACUGGAUAUCCGUGUUGGGUUAAUUACAAAAGCUCAGAAGCAUCCUGAUGCUGAUUCCCUAUAUGUCGAAGAAAUCGAUGUGGGAGAAUCGCAACCUCGAACCGUUGUCAGUGGAUUAGUCAAAUACAUACCAAUUGAAGAGAUGCAGAAUCGGAAGGUGUGUGUUCUUUGCAACUUGAAGCCGGCAUCCAUGAGAGGCAUUAAAUCUCAAGCCAUGGUUCUUGCUGCUUCCAAUAGCGAUCAUACUAAGGUCGAAUUAGUCGAGCCACCCAAAGAUGCCAAUGUCGGAGAAAGAAUUAAAUUCCCAGGAUUUGAAGGUGAGCCGGACGAUGUAUUGAACCCGAAGAAGAAGGUAUGGGAGACGCUGCAGGUAGAUUUAGCUACAAACACAGACCUGGUGGCAUGUUUUAAAGAUAUACCAUUUACCACAUCAGCUGGUGUUUGCAAAGUUUCUUCCAUUUCUAGUGGUUCUAUCAGGUAGACCAAAAAUAUCUCAAUCAACCACUGAAGGGAGAGGAGAGCAGGAUUUCGUUUUCCAGGUCUCGAGUUUACUUUUUUUCCCCCUCCAUCUUUUUCUUUAUUUGCAAUGUCAUUAUGCUUUAUUUAUGGGAUUAUUGGCGAAUCAAUUGUCCCAAGUUAUAGAAAGUUGUAUUCGAUUUUAUAUUAUGUUUGAAAAAAAUAAUUACUGAAAAUAUUAAGGAUUGCAAAAUUUCCCUCA
Molecule: messenger RNA, 2655 nt
Organism: Benincasa hispida (wax gourd)
Lineage: Eukaryota; Viridiplantae; Streptophyta; Magnoliopsida; Cucurbitales; Cucurbitaceae
Product: methionine-tRNA ligase, putative / methionyl-tRNA synthetase, putative / MetRS
Biological process (GO): methionyl-tRNA aminoacylation
Cellular component (GO): cytosol; aminoacyl-tRNA synthetase multienzyme complex
Molecular function (GO): ATP binding; methionine-tRNA ligase activity; tRNA binding
Source: RefSeq, a predicted model, not a curated record